This is a messenger RNA of Hydractinia symbiolongicarpus, 2519 nucleotides long. Its product is annotated as putative ammonium transporter 3. NCBI's taxonomy places the organism in Eukaryota, Metazoa, Cnidaria, Hydrozoa, Anthoathecata, Hydractiniidae. Gene Ontology annotation, biological process: ammonium homeostasis; ammonium transmembrane transport. The record is from RefSeq and is a predicted model, not a curated record. The transcript is spliced from 7 exons. Bases 418 to 2061 code for a protein of 547 amino acids. Gene Ontology annotation, cellular component: membrane. Gene Ontology annotation, molecular function: ammonium channel activity.
AAAUUUUUGCAACAAGCUAAAAGAAAAUAAUAAGGAAAGGGAGAGAGAAAAAAAGGUAAUAAUACACAAAUUGAAAUAUUUAAAUAUUCUCUCUAUAUAAACAAAGUUCACAAAACUUAAAUUCGCAUUCACCAUUUAAAUAAACCAUUUGGAAUAAUAAUUCCUAUAAUCAGAAUUGAUUUCCAAUGAAAUAUAUAAGUGAUGUUUUUUUAAAAAUGAAUGAAGAGAACGUACCGUUGCUAAUUUAUUUAUGGCAACAAAAAUAUUGCUGAAGUAACUGAAUGGGAUUGAUGUUGGCAGGCCAAAGAUGUACAAAUUCCAAUGCUCAGUAUAGUUAUAAUUCAAAUUUGUUUCUCCGGAAUAAAAUAAGAUUUUAGCCAAUAUUAAUAUAAAAGAAAAAGGGAAACGGGCAGAAAAAUGAAUCAAUUUAAUCAAACAAUUUGCAACUGCAGCAAUGAACGGAUUACAGAAAUUGUAGCAGACGCUCUUAAUAGUAGCGAAGCUGGGGACGCUACAUGGAUUCUAACAAGUGCCUUCAUUAUAUUCACCAUGCAAAGUGGCUUUGGAUUGCUUGAAGCUGGUUCUUGUUCUGCUAAAAACGAAACCAAUAUUAUGAUGAAAAACGCCAUUGAUGUUGUUUUUGGUGCAUUGGGAUACUGGAUUUGUGGAUUUGGCUUAAGCUUUGGACAUGGUGAUAACAAUAAUGGAUUUGCUGGAGCAGGUGCGUUCUUGACAGACUCUACUGAUGAAAACAUGGGACAUUUAUUUGCAAAGUACUUCUUUCAACUUUCGUUUGCGACAACAGCAACUACUAUAGUGUCCGGUGCAAUGGCUGAAAGAACGAACUUCAAAGCAUAUAUGCUGUUUUCAUUUCUCAAUAUGUUUUCGUAUGUCUUUCCUGCACAUUGGAUUUGGGAUGACCAUGGAUUUUUGUAUAAGCUUGGAGCUGUUGAUGUUGCAGGUUGUGGACCUGUUCAUUUGAUAGGUGGAACAGCCGCUCUGGUUGCAACAAUCAUGUUAAAACCGAGACACAAACGAUUUGAUAAGGAUAUGAAGAAUAAUUACCAAUGCUCCUCACCAGUUAACAUAAUUCUUGGCUUAUUUAUGUUGUGGUGGGGUUGGCUUGGAUUUAACUGUGGUUCCACCUUUGGUGUGAGUGGAGGAAAAUGGAAAUUAGCGACCAGAGCUGCUGUGGUGACGGUAAAUGGUUCUGUAGGAGGUGGCUUGUUCUCAGUCUUGUACUGUUACGUUCUUACUAAUAAGUUUGAUCGAAAACUUGAUGUUGGAUCAUUCUGUAAUGGAGUUCUGGGUGGAUUAGUUUCUAUCACUGCCAUAUGUGCUAUCUGCAGACCUUGGGAGGCGCUAGUUAUAGGUUUUAUUGGCGGCAUAAUUACGUGUUAUGGGUGUGUUUUUCUGGAGUGGUGUCACGUCGACGAUCCUGCUUCUUGCAUACCUGUGCACGGUUUUGCAUCUAUUUGGGGAAUGUUAUGUGUGGGACUUUUCGCCGAGAAGGAUGAAUUGGAAAAUUUAAAUAGCCGACCCGGAUUAUUUAAAGGUGGAGGAACAAGUUUACUGGGUUAUCAAGUUUUAGCAGCUGUGUGUUUCUGCUUAUGGGCUGCUGUAACAACAGCUUUAGAGUUAUUUCUUGCUGACAAGAUAUUUGUGUUGAGAAUGUCGUUGGAGGAGGAACUCGUCGGAGCAGAUUAUGCUGAGCAUGGAAUAGAAUUGCCUAGUAACCAAAAGGAAGAAAACCCGUCUUUAAAUACAGAAAGUGAUAAUGUCAAUCGAAGUUCAACUUUGUAUUCCAGAAAAACAAGUACAGUAGGCAGAAGUAAGCUUCCUGCUUUAAAAAAAAGUAAUGAAGACGACUCAAUUAACUAUACGAAAUAUGAGGAACACACUGGAGCAUAUUGGAAUGCAGGUCUUGUAAAUUUCGGUUACGUCUCAAUAUCUGGUAGAAAACAAGUGGAUGUUACAACAGAACCUAAACGACACACGGUAAAUGUGAGAGUGGAUGAUAUGGUUGAAAGUAAAUUAAGAGAUGGUGCCGAUAUCUGGUAGCUGAAAAUGAUAGAUAAUGUUCCCGGAAAAUGCAACUAAGAAGGUUUUAAAAAUUUAACGAAAAAUUUCAAUAAAGUCUCGUGAGUUCUUACAUUAUUAGUAAACACGGGUGUUUAGAAGACAAAUUUUUAUAUUUGGCAAAACAUGUUUCGUUCCGCAUGCAUACAAGGGGCUAUUUAAUGUAGCUUAUAAACUACACAUCAAAAUAGAGAAUCAAGGACUUAGAACAGGGUAGGUUAAAAAAAAGUUAAUAAAGUGAGAACUAUUUGGCAACUAUUGCCGUAAAUAAGUAAGCUGGCGAGGAGAAGGGUUCUCUCAAACCCUAGUCAAUUAUAUUUAUUGUCGUAUUUAAUAUUUCUUUGUUUAGAAAGAUUUUUAAUAUUAAUUAUUUAAUCUUUAUCUUCUAAACUUUUUUCAUAUUGUACACAUUUUGGCUAACAUAUUAUAGUAAUAUAUAU